Ceraceosorus guamensis is the source of this 2004-nucleotide messenger RNA. RefSeq lists its product as hypothetical. The coding region runs from base 1 to 2004 and encodes 667 amino acids. NCBI's taxonomy places the organism in Eukaryota, Fungi, Basidiomycota, Exobasidiomycetes, Ceraceosorales, Ceraceosoraceae. The transcript is spliced from 5 exons. The record is from RefSeq and is a predicted model, not a curated record.
AUGUUCGGAGCUAUGUGGACAGAAUGGCGAGAGAUGACGUACUACAGAGUUGAUCCCUACCCUCAAUUCUCACCUGCUCAUCCACACCCGGGAGGAGCGCAUGAGGAGAUCGCGUCUGGCCACCAGAGCAGGCCCAUUCAGCCAAUCUCCCUGUCCGCCUGCCCAGGACCCAAGGCUGGCAUGCCCAUUCCUCGCGCCCCCCUGAAGUACUACAAGACCCCCGAGACACAUCCCAUUCCCUUGGUUGGUGACUACAAGCUUGUCAACUUGGACAACAGCAAGUGCCUGACCUACAGGGAUAGGUAUUCCAUGUACACCGACGACGCUCUUGGCAUCACAUAUCGCCAAGACCUGGAUGAGGAGAUGGAGGAGACCAGGAGGAAAAAAGCCGCUCUGUACGACGAUGAUCCCGACAACUUGAAGCCGACUGCAAGUACUGCGAGCAAUGGCGCUGCUAUCACAGGAGGUCAAGGAGCCUUUGGAGGUCAGGGAAAGAGCGGAAAUUCGAGCAGGCAGAGGAGGCCUGCCAACAAGUCUUCCUCCUCCGCAUCAUCGACGACCACGGCUAGUCAUGCCAAGGCAACCAAAAUCGCGCCCUUCAACAAUACGGAUCCGCUGUAUGGCCCUCAGAAGCCGGCAAACUGGCACGAGGGUGAUUGGGAAAGAUAUUUGCGGGACCGGACGUGGAGGGCGAACUUGCGAUCCGAAGAGUUGGGCCCGAUCUCUUUCCCAGACUGGCGCGCUCUCAUGGACGCCUGCUUCGAGAAACGUGAACGCGAGCGUGGACGAGCGGCUGGAGUGGACCCCUACGAUCCGACCUCGCAGCCGCUUGCAGACGUCAUUGCGCAAGAGAUGAUGGACGAGGACAUCCCCGCUAAGUUCAAGACUACACCAGAGACCAAACGAACAGCGCUUGUCAUGCGUGCUUACGAGGGCUACGUGUGGCGCGAGGACGAUAUCCUCAAUAUGAGAGCUCUGAUUGGCGAGCUUUCUCUGAACAACCCCAACACACCUUACGACAUCAGAAUUUUGGUCGAGGUGCAUGGCCGCCACUUAUCCGUCUUUACGUCGGAGUGGGACCGAUUGAACGUGCUGAGGUCGAGCGUUCCACGCGAAUUCUGGGGCAUGGUGGAGCUAUGGACGGAGGACGAGAUGUGUGCUCUUUACCCAGGACUACCUGGGAAGUUCCUCAACCACAUGAUUGCGCAGAGCUCUUACCGCAGCUGCUUGAUGGCGCUCCAGAAGUUCUAUCUCGACCACCAAGAGUACGACUUCGUUUGGAAUUGGGAGAUGGAUGUCAGAUAUAUUGGCAAUUACCUGGAUUACUUUGAAGGUAUCGAAGAGUACUCCCGAAAAGAACCUCUGCACGUGGGCAUGGACAAGUAUGAUAGCUGGUUCGUGCGCAACGUCAGCGUUAGCGAGGAGAAUUGGCGGGAUAAUGCCACGUUGAUCGAUGGAAGAGGCGAUGAGGCGGAUCUCAUCACUCUUGGUCCCGUCUUCGAUCCCCGUGGAAGCGGUUGGUUCUGGGAGUACGAUGUGCAAAAUUAUCCCAAGGGGGAGGCAACUCACCGCCGCGCAUCGAUCGGCACAAAUAUGCGCAUGUCCAGGUCACUGUUGGAUGCUAUGAACGUGGUUAAUGCGGAAGCGAAAAAGUCGCUGCAUUGCGAAGCGUGGCCGACGACGCUCGUCUUGCAUUCGCAAUUACCAAUUUCGCACGAUCACUCCUUCUACCCCGAGGCUGGAUUCACACACAAUCUGCCCCUGCCUUUCAAGGGUGUCUUUGCACCUCACCCCGUCUACUUCCGACACUAUUGGGAUCCCGAAGUGCUGCACUCAAGAAUCAACAGACCCGACUUUUACAAGAAGGCAAACGAGAAAAUCAUGCGAGAUUCGGCAUUCUACUACGAUGGUGCACAUGCCAAAGAGAUCUACGUCGGUUGGAAGGCGAAGGAAUCAGUUUGCAGAGCUCCAGUCCUUUUGCACCCCAUCAAGCGCAUCAACUGA